Messenger RNA from Musa acuminata subsp. malaccensis (wild Malaysian banana), 1493 nucleotides. RefSeq lists its product as uncharacterized. Gene Ontology annotation, cellular component: Golgi apparatus. The record is from RefSeq and is a predicted model, not a curated record. NCBI's taxonomy places the organism in Eukaryota, Viridiplantae, Streptophyta, Magnoliopsida, Zingiberales, Musaceae.
AUUCUCCUGGCCCUCGGCGUCUUACAGCUCGUCGUUCCUUCGCUCCCCAGAUCUCUUCCCCUCCGGGCUUCAUCUUGUCCUUGUCGAAUCAGUCUAAUCUCAAGCUUUGCUCCCAUCCUUUUUUAGCUCCGUCUCUCGCCGCUCCUCCCGGGAUCGUCGAUUGAUGCGAUGGUCGUCUGCAAAUGCCGCAAGGCAACCAGGCUUUAUUGCUUUGUCCACAAGGUUCCCGUUUGUGGAGACUGCAUAUGUUUCCCGGAACAUCAGAUCUGCGUGGUAAAAAAAUACUCUGAUUGGGUAGUUGAUGGGGAGUAUGACUGGCCACCAAUGUGCUGUUUGUGCAAUGCUGCAUUGGAAGCCGGGAGUGAUCAAACUAAUCGAUUGGGUUGCUUGCAUCUUAUGCACACACAUUGCUUGGUCUCACAUAUCAAAAGCUUCCCACCUCAAACUGCCCCUGCAGGAUAUGUUUGUCCUGCAUGUUCUUCCCCUAUAUGGCCCCCUGUAAGCAUAAAAGAUACGGGAUCUCAUCUCCACUUAAAGCUUAAGGAAGCAAUAAUCCAGAGUGGCCUGGAGAAAAAUGUAUUUGGAAAUCAUCUAGUUUCACUUUCUGCAGAGAACCGUGUUCCUCCUCCUGCUUUUGCUUCUGAACCAAUUAUGCGCAUGUCUUCUGUUGAAGACACUGAAAGAGGUGGAGCAAGUUCAGUUAAUUCUGUUAAAGAUUCAAAACCCAUGCUAUCUUUAACAGUCACAGAUGAUAAGUACUCAGAAUUAUACUCUACUAUUGGAGUGGGCUCUUCUAAGCUUGAACCAGAGAUUGUUGAAGUUGACGGUCCUAAUGCGUUAGAAAACCAAUUUAUGCAAGAUCAAGAGCCCCAUCUUAUGAUAAGUCCUGGUGCUGCUGCAAGAAAGCCAACUUACCAUGGCAGACAAAAUUCUGAAACAUCAUAUUAUGCUGAUGAUGAAGAUGGGACAAGCAAAAAGUAUACACGACGCGGUCCUGUGCGUCACAAGCUUCUAAGGAUGUUGCUGCCUUUCUGGUCAAGUUCAUUGCCUACUCUACCAGUGACUGCACCGCCACGCAAAGAAGCUAACACAAAUGGUCCAGAAGGAAGAAUACGUCAUCAAAGAUCCUCAAGGAUGGACCCCAGGAAAAUAUUACUCAUCAUGGCAAUCAUGGCAUGCAUGGCAACAAUGGGGAUAUUGUACUACAGAUUGGCACAACGCAGUCUCAGUGUAAGCAUAACAGAAGAUGAGCCCCAGUAGGUACUGUCUAAUCUCUUUGGGUCAUGGGUUAUGUGAUGGUGUUUUUGUAGAAUACCAAUUUCUUGUCUUUAAUGCUGCCCAUUCCAGUCCUAUGAACUUCUGGAGGCUUAGCAAACAUUACAAUGCUACAGUGUGUGGUUUAAGUGUUGACUACAGGAUAUGUUUAAAGAAUUAGUUGCUUCUUAAAUCAUUUUUAACAAAGAUUUCUCUGCAGUUCCCUCUUUCAUGGAUCA